AUGUCGGUUACACAGCGCCCCGUCUACACGAAGGCUCAGAUUCAAAAGUACUUUGACCGUCUCAAGUUGCCAGAGGAACAGCGCCAGUACCAUGUUGCAGGCCUGUGCCCUGGAGAUGCGCUGACGUAUCUAGCAUCGCUCCAGAAACAUCAUCUCGCUCAGAUACCUUUCGAGAACUUGUCCCUGCAUUAUUCUCCACAUCGUCACGUCUCCAUCCACCCAGAGCAAUUGUUCAGAAAGAUCAUUGCAGAUGACAAUGGGCGGGGAGGAUAUUGCAUGGAGAAUUCAGGCUUGUUUGGAACCCUGCUGCAUUCUUUAGGCUUCAACACCUACUCGGCAGGUGCUCGUGUCUUUGAUGAAGAGCGCCUCAACGGAUGGGGUCACAUGAUCGUCUUUGUCAAAAUCGGGGGCCAAAAGUAUUAUGUAGACGUCGGCUUCGGCGCCAACGGACCCAUUGAACCCAUGCCACUUGAUCACUCCGGCGCAAUCCGCCCACACAUCGCGCCAGCCUCGGCGCGCCUUCAGUGGAGAAACAUACCGCAGAACGCAGACCCUGACCAAAGGCUGUGGGUUUACGAGCACAAAAUCGACGAGGAGCACGAUUGGGAACCCAUGUACUGCUUUACCGAGCUUGAGUUCCUACCGGGUGACUAUCGCGUUAUGAAUCUCAGCACGAGCACUAGUCCAACGACCUUCUUUACCAAGAUUGUCUUCAUGGAGAAGAAGGUGCUUGGCGAAGAUGGAAGCAUAAUAGGCAACAUUAUUCUAGGCACCGACGUGAAAUGGAGGAUCUAUGGAAAGAAGGAAAGAGAAAUUAAGUUUGAGAGCGAAGAGGAUCGAGUGAAGGCAAUCGAAGAGCACUUCGGGAUCAAACUGAGUGUCGUGGAGAGGGACAGCAUCCUGGGCCUAGUUUCGCAGAUCAGUUAG
Molecule: messenger RNA, 927 nt
Organism: Paraphaeosphaeria sporulosa
Lineage: Eukaryota; Fungi; Ascomycota; Dothideomycetes; Pleosporales; Didymosphaeriaceae
Product: arylamine N-acetyltransferase 1
Exons: 2
Coding region: 1-927 (308 amino acids)
Molecular function (GO): acetyltransferase activity
Source: RefSeq, a predicted model, not a curated record